GUCAGGGGUAUUGUAGUGGGAUGGAACUCUGUGGCGCGAUCUGUUUUGCUGUCACUUAUGACAUGUUUAGUUUAUAAAUCUCUAGCAAUCUUUGGGUAAUCCUUUUCGUGCUCUUACCUCUUUCAUUAGUUUUAGUCUAGUUUCUCGUUAUCUCUCUUGUACAUUUUUGUUGGCUAAUAUUUCUAAUUCAAGAUGCCAAAGAUGGCAGCUGACCCUAUAAGUCACCCGUACUGGCCCAGAGACCUGUCCAUCCCAAACUACACAGAAAACGAGCGCUCCAUGCAGGAGAUUGUCAUUUUCCUCUUCUCUGUGUCAGGACUGUUGAUGUUGUUUGCCUGGACUCUGACGGGAAAGAGCGUUGGAGGAGGAAGACUGAGCACCUGGAGAAGGUUAGCACUGUGCUGGUUUACAGUCUGUGCCUUCAUCCAUGGUGUCAUCGAGGGCUGGUUUUCUCUCUAUUACACCAUAAUUCCAUCAGACCAGAGCUUCCUCUCUCAACUUUGGAAGGAAUAUUCAAAAGGUGACAGCAGAUAUGUCAUAGCAGAUAAUUUCACUGUGUGCAUGGAGACAGUGACUGCGUGUCUAUGGGGACCUUUCAGUCUGUGGAUUGUUGUGGCCUUCUUGUAUAAUCAUUCCUACAGAUUUGUUCUGCAGCUAAUUGUAUCUCUAGGGCAGCUGUAUGGAGCAGUGCUCUACUUCUUCACCGAAUAUAGAGAUGGGUAUAUGCACAGCGAGUAUGGACACCCCAUCUAUUUCUGGUUCUACUUUGUCUUCAUGAAUGUCCUAUGGAUCGUGAUCCCUUUUAUCCUUAUUAUGGAUUCGUGGUUCCAGCUGAGUAGCACCCAAGCCUUGGCAGACAAAACAGCCCCCAAAAGAAAGAUGAAAUAGAUGAAGAAGAAAAUUUAAAAAAGGGAAUAAAUUACUGUGCACCGUUCUAGGUGACAUUUGAAUGUAAUUGUGGUUUGUGGUUAUUUUAUAUUACAUUCAUAACACUAUUUAGGUAUACACAACCACACAGUUCAGUCAUUUUUUUGCAUUCGUGUGAUUAAAAGUAAAUUUGCUUUUA
Molecule: messenger RNA, 1066 nt
Organism: Pangasianodon hypophthalmus (striped catfish)
Lineage: Eukaryota; Metazoa; Chordata; Actinopteri; Siluriformes; Pangasiidae
Gene: ebp
Product: EBP cholestenol delta-isomerase
Exons: 5
Coding region: 193-888 (231 amino acids)
Biological process (GO): cholesterol biosynthetic process
Cellular component (GO): endoplasmic reticulum; membrane
Molecular function (GO): C-8 sterol isomerase activity; steroid Delta-isomerase activity; cholestenol delta-isomerase activity
Source: RefSeq, a predicted model, not a curated record